This is a messenger RNA of Engraulis encrasicolus (European anchovy), 2359 nucleotides long. It is a transcript of the gene slc30a4, whose product is annotated as solute carrier family 30 member 4. Gene Ontology annotation, biological process: zinc ion transmembrane transport; response to zinc ion. The transcript is spliced from 8 exons. Lineage: Eukaryota; Metazoa; Chordata; Actinopteri; Clupeiformes; Engraulidae. Gene Ontology annotation, cellular component: plasma membrane. The coding region runs from base 406 to 1731 and encodes 441 amino acids. The record is from RefSeq and is a predicted model, not a curated record. Gene Ontology annotation, molecular function: zinc ion transmembrane transporter activity.
UGUCAGUGGUAGUUCUGCUUGUGUUGUAGAGGUAAACAACAAGCUAACGGUACGUCUGUGCCGUGCCAAGCUAGCUUUCUAAAUACUGUUGUCUGUUCUCACAUUUAAACAAUGGCCGUUGCAACAAAAAUAUGACUGAGUCACGGAUUUUACUUUUGCCUUCCCGUUUACAGUAUCCGAUUCUGCCAAAGGUAUUUCAAGAACACGAUGGGCCUGGUCGUGAUAUUGACAGAUGAACUCUGUUUCUGCUGAACUCGCAAAUUCUAUUUUACCUCCUCUUGCUUCUUUUUUCUUUUCAAGCGAGGUGUGAAUUGGAGUAAACACACCUAGCUGAGGUAUUUUGAUAUUAUUUUCAUAUUUAUUUCCUUAUUUAUUUAUUUAUUGUGAUAAGUCGACGGCUUCACCAUGUCGGGCGCAAACUUCAUGGCGAGGAUGAAGUCUGCCUUUAGGAAGGAGCGAGAGGACUGGGAUCUCAGUGACACCGCUCCGUUCGAUUUUUCUGACGACCUGGGAGACGAUGACACUCCCAAAUUCAACAAACUGAAGGUCGUCGUGUCUGGUGAGAUGGACGAUUAUUCGGCCGGUGCUCCUUCCAACGGAGCGCCCGUCGUCAACACCAUCGUUGCGGACGAUGAUGACUCGCUCCUCGACUCAAGUCUCGGGAGCCCAGGUGUAAAUAUGGACCCUUGUGAGAACUGUUUGAAGAGAAGAGAACGGCUCAAACAACGGAGGGUGAUGAAGAAACUCGUCUGUGCCGCAGUUUUGUACUUUCUCUUCAUGAUUGGAGAGCUUGUCGGUGGUUAUGUCGCCAAUAGCCUUGCGAUCAUGAGCGAUGCCCUUCAUAUGCUGACGGAUCUGGUUGGCAUCGUUGUGUCUUUGCUGGCCUUGUGGUUGUCCACAAAGCCCCCAUCCAACAGGUUCACCUUCGGAUACCAUCGCUUAGAGGUGGUGUCUGCUGGGGUCAGUGUGCUGCUCAUCUAUAUCCUGACUGGGGUGCUGCUGAAUGAAGCCGUGCAGCGGACCGUUCACCAGGACUUCAGCAUCGACGGGGACGUCAUGCUCAUCACCGCUGCAGUGGGAGUCGCCGUCAAUUUGAUAAUGGGAUUCCUCUUAAAUCAGUCGGGACACCUUCACUCCCACUCCCACUCCCAUGGACCUCCUCAGCCCACCCCAGCACAGAGCCAAGCCCACGGGCACGGGCACGGCCAUGGGCAUGGGCACGGGCAUCAGCGGGCGCACGGCAGCCUGGCAGUCAGGGCGGCGUUCAUCCAUGCCCUGGGAGACCUGGUGCAGAGCAUCGGGGUGCUCAUCGCAGCCUAUGUGGUCCGCUUUAAGCCGGAGUAUAAGAUUGCAGACCCGAUUUGCACAUACAUCUUUUCGGUCCUCGUGCUUUUCACCACCGUCAGGAUCGUAAGGGACACAUUUGUCAUUGUACUGGAAGGUUCUCCGAGACACGUGGACGUGGGCCGCAUGCGUGAGGACCUCCUGAAGCUGGAGGACGUGCAGUCGGUAGAGGAGCUCAACGUCUGGGCCCUCACGUCAGACAAGACCGUGGCCAUCGCACACCUGCAGCUCUUACCAUCUAGUAGUGGGAGCUGGGAGGAGGUGCAGGCGAAGGCGCGUCACCUGCUGCUACAUACCUACGGCGUGUCCCGCUGUACCGUCCAGCUGCAGUGCUCCAGGGCCCGCGCCACACACACGUGUCACACCUGCCAAGCUCUUAGUGCCUGAACACCUCAACACACACGCACACACACACACAAACACACACAAGAACUAUCAGGGCCCCUUCAAAAAAAAAGAGAGAUUAAUCAUCUGUCCUUGAAAAUGAAUCAAGUACAUGAAGUGCACACACACACACACACACACACACACACACACACACACACACACACACACACACACACACACACACACACACACACACACACACACACACACACACACACAGACAGCAAGCUCAUUCCCCUGUGAAGACCUCACACACACACACAUUAUUGCCACAGCAAGAUCAUCCCCCUGCAGAGGUGUGAGGCCUCACACAUGCGUGGGCACACACACACACACACGCACGCACGCACGCACACACACACACGCACACACAAAGACGCACAUUGAGACGAGAGCAUUGUGCUCAUCUAUCAUAUCACACUGUUGGGGCAGCUUUCCAACCAUGCAAGUUCUCUUGAGGACUAUGGAUCAUAUGAUUGUCUUCGAAGCUGCUACUGGGCUGUCUGUCGACAUGUAAUAUGCAACGGAAGAGGAAUCAUUUUUGCAUUGGAAGUGCCAAAGGAAUUACUUGGUCCAGAGUCUGUCGAUGAAUGAAUGCACUUUUUUAGAAUAAAAAAAGAAAAGAACA